This is a messenger RNA of Cooperia oncophora, 1800 nucleotides long. Lineage: Eukaryota; Metazoa; Nematoda; Chromadorea; Rhabditida; Trichostrongylidae. The record is from the annotation of a GenBank genome assembly.
AUGACUCGUCCAAAGGAUCAAAUUCCUUUGAAUUCUGAGCCACUAGAAGGAAGCACGGUGAACAGGGAAUCGUACAAAGGCGGCACUGGUGAACGAUUCACGUUGGCUCGUCCAAAGGAUCAGAUUCCUUUGAAUACUGAGCCACUAGAAGGAAGCACGGUGAACAGGGAAUCGUACAAAGGCGGCACUGGUGAACGAUUCACGUUGGCUCGUCCAAAAGAUCAGAUUGACAGGAACACCGAUCCUCUGGAUGGGAGCACAAUAAACAGGGAAUCGUACAAAGGCGGCACUGGUGAACGAUUCACGUUGGCUCGUCCAAAAGAUCAGAUUGACAGGAACACCGAUCCUCUGGAUGGGAGCACAAUAAACAGGGAAUCGUACAAAGGCGGCACUGGUGAACGAUUCACGUUGGCUCGUCCAAAAGAUCAGAUUGACAGGAACACCGAUCCUCUGGAUGGGAGCACAAUAAACAGAGAAUCGUUCAAGGGAGGAACUGGUGAGCGCUUCUCGAUGACUCGUCCAAAGGAUCAGAUUCCUUUGAAUACUGAGCCACUAGAAGGAAGCACGGUGAACAGGGAAUCGUACAAAGGCGGCACUGGUGAACGAUUCACGUUGGCUCGUCCAAAAGAUCAGAUUGACAGGAACACCGAUCCUCUGGAUGGGAGCACAAUAAACAGAGAAUCGUUCAAGGGAGGAACUGGUGAGCGCUUCUCGAUGACUCGUCCAAAGGAUCAAAUUCCUUUGAAUUCUGAGCCACUAGAAGGAAGCACGGUGAACAGGGAAUCGUACAAAGGCGGCACUGGUGAACGAUUCACGUUGGCUCGUCCAAAAGAUCAGAUUGACAGGAACACCGAUCCUCUGGAUGGGAGCACAAUAAACAGAGAAUCGUUCAAGGGAGGAACUGGUGAGCGCUUCUCGAUGACUCGUCCAAAGGAUCAAAUUCCUUUGAAUUCUGAGCCACUAGAAGGAAGCACGGUGAACAGGGAAUCGUACAAAGGCGGCACUGGUGAACGAUUCACGUUGGCUCGUCCAAAAGAUCAGAUUGACAGGAACACCGAUCCUCUGGAUGGGAGCACAAUAAACAGAGAAUCGUUCAAGGGAGGAACUGGUGAGCGCUUCUCGAUGACUCGUCCAAAGGAUCAGAUUCCUUUGAAUACUGAGCCACUGGAUGGGAGCACAAUAAACAGAGAAUCGUUCAAGGGAGGAACUGGUGAACGAUUCACGUUGGCUCGUCCAAAAGAUCAGAUUGACAGGAACACCGAUCCUCUGGAUGGGAGCACAAUAAACAGAGAAUCGUUCAAGGGAGGAACUGGUGAACGAUUCACGUUGGCUCGUCCAAAAGAUCAGAUUGACAGGAACACCGAUCCUCUGGAUGGGAGCACAAUAAACAGAGAAUCGUUCAAGGGAGGAACUGGUGAGCGCUUCUCGAUGACUCGUCCAAAGGAUCAAAUUCCUUUGAAUUCUGAGCCACUAGAAGGAAGCACGGUGAACAGGGAAUCGUACAAAGGCGGCACUGGUGAACGAUUCACGUUGGCUCGUCCAAAAGAUCAGAUUGACAGGAACACCGAUCCUCUGGAUGGGAGCACAAUAAACAGAGAAUCGUUCAAGGGAGGAACUGGUGAACGCUCUCUAAUUAUUCGCCCUCAGGACAGCUUCCAACCUUUUCAGCAAGAGCCCUAUCGUUUCGCAGGUGUUUCACAAACGAGGGACGAUUUCAAAUACACUGCUCCCAAGCCUUGUCCUGCUGCCAGGAUUGUAUCCUCCAAAAGAAGAACGCUCGAGCACAACAACUUCUAUUAG